GAUUUCGAAAUCCAUAUACAUAUAUACUUACAUCAGUAAUAAUGUACGUAUCCGAAUUCGACCCAUGUUCGUAGUUUGUGUCCGCAUAUAUAUACAGCACACGCGUGACAGCCAUCUAUAUACACAUAUACUGCAGUUCGUUCAGAUAGAUCACUCGGCGGCGGCGGCGGCGAUGGCGAUCGCCGGAGACGACAGCAACCACGGCGUCGACGACGCGCGCAUUGCGCGCAUCGCCGCCGCCAUCACCGUCUUCCCCGGCUUCCCCAAGCCAGGGAUCUCGUUUCAGGAUGUCACGGGUAUAUUUCACAAACCGGAGGUAUUCCGUGAUGCCAUCGGGCUGUUCGUCGAGAGGUACAAGGGCAAAGGGGUCACUCUUGUAGCUGGCAUUGAAGCUAGAGGGUUCUUUUUCGCUCCAACCAUUGCAUUAGAGGUAGGAGCAAAGUUUGUUCCACUAAGGAAGCCGAGAAAAUUGCCAGGUGAGGUGAUCUCAGAAGAAUAUUCUCUGGAAUAUGGAACAGAUAAAAUAGAAAUGCAAAUAGGAGCUGUAGAGCCAAAUGAUCGAGCUAUCAUCGUUGAUGAUCUCAUUGCUACCGGUGGAACCCUCUGUGCAGCCGUCAAACUUCUUGAACGUGCUGGAGCAGAGGUGGUUGAGUGUGCUUGUGUUGUUGAACUUCAAGAGUUGAAGGGGAGAGAAAAGCUAGGAAAGAUACCAGUUUUUGUUCUGGUGGAGACAAAUUAACCGGCAUACUAACCAGACAGCAAUGGACAUGUUUUUCUUAGCCAAUGUAAUAUUUAUUUUUUGAAGGUUUUACUAUGAAUGUUGCAACAAUUU
Oryza sativa Japonica Group (Japanese rice) is the source of this 832-nucleotide messenger RNA. RefSeq names its product adenine phosphoribosyltransferase 1. Gene Ontology annotation, molecular function: adenine phosphoribosyltransferase activity. Lineage: Eukaryota; Viridiplantae; Streptophyta; Magnoliopsida; Poales; Poaceae. Gene Ontology annotation, biological process: adenine salvage. Gene Ontology annotation, cellular component: cytosol; cytoplasm. The record is from RefSeq and is a predicted model, not a curated record.